Molecule: messenger RNA, 477 nt
Organism: Hirsutella rhossiliensis
Lineage: Eukaryota; Fungi; Ascomycota; Sordariomycetes; Hypocreales; Ophiocordycipitaceae
Exons: 1
Coding region: 1-477 (158 amino acids)
Source: RefSeq, a predicted model, not a curated record
AUGCAGAAUGAGGUCGACGUCGAGAGAACAGAAAUAACAUCGACAUUCAUACGGUGGUUCGUCUACUGCGCUUAUUUCGGACUACCACCGUCAAUCGGAAGUAUUGCUACAACAGAGAUCGCUACGGGCGAUGAUGUAGCGAUGACAACUGCCGAAGGUGGCCAGGCAGAGAGGGCGGCGUUCAGCGGCAAGCCCACGACGACGGAUGAAGAGGACGUGAGCUUGGCUAUCAUGAGGCAUGAGCUUGAGCUGGAGCGAGUGAGGCUCCACGACACGCAUCAGCGAGUAGGAAACCAAAGUUUGAGGUUUGAAAAGUUGGCGCGAGAGGAGGUUUUGCAAAAGGGAAGGCUUAACAGGAUAAGCCGUCAAGUACGAGACCAGAAUGCAAGACUCAAAGAACUGAGGCGAGACUCGCUUCUGGAGCAGGAGAGACUGGAUAGGUUGAAGAAGUUGGUGGAGCAAGAGCAGGGACCGUAA